Molecule: messenger RNA, 1975 nt
Organism: Cloeon dipterum
Lineage: Eukaryota; Metazoa; Arthropoda; Insecta; Ephemeroptera; Baetidae
Exons: 7
Coding region: 48-1730 (560 amino acids)
Biological process (GO): long-chain fatty acid metabolic process; fatty-acyl-CoA biosynthetic process
Molecular function (GO): long-chain fatty acid-CoA ligase activity
Source: RefSeq, a predicted model, not a curated record
AUUGACUCUGGUAAACAAAUAACAUUCUUUAAAGCAGGGGCUAAAAGAUGCUGGCGGCGUGCUGCAAAUGUUUCAAAGGGCGCUCGGGCGUCCGUCUGGUCAGCACAACCUUGGGCAACGUCGACUAUGACCCGGAAACGCAUGUCAUCAGGUCCAACUUGAGCGUCCAAGUGCCCGAGCUGACAGUCAGCGAGUACGUGUGGCAGCACGCUCACAAAUGGGAACACCUACCAGCGUUGACGUGCGCAAUCCGAGAGAAGGUGUACACCUACGGCGAGGCAAAGGGCGCCAGCACGGCGUUCGGCGUCAACCUAGCCAAUGAGCUAGGCCUGAAGGACGGCGACGCCGUGGCCCUGUUGCUGCCUAACAUGCCCGAGUUCGCACUCGCCUUCCUGGGCUCGACCUCGGCCGGUCUAGCGGUCAGCACCGCCAACCCCAUUUACACUGCAGCUGAAUUGGGUCACCAGUUCGGCGACGCCAGGGUGCACGCCGUGGUGACCACCCCUGAACUGGCGGCCACUUCCAGAGCGGCGCUUCCCGACGGCGCCGUGGUCGUCACUGGCGAUGCACCUCCGCCUCAGGGGUGCCUCAGCUUCGAGCGGCUGGCCAGCAAGAGCACCAGGGGUGCCAGGGUGCCACCGAGGCCGAGCCUCGACUCGGUGGCGGCGCUGCCCUACUCAAGCGGAACCACUGGAAAGCCCAAAGGCGUCAUGCUGAGCCACAGGAACUUGGUCACCCAGCUGUGCCAAAUGCACCACCCUGAGGUCGUCACAAACGCCAACAGGGAAGGGCAUCCCCAGGCAAGAAAUCUCGCGAUCCUCCCCAUGUUCCACAUCUACGGCCUCAACGGCGUCAUGAACCUGGCGCUGUCCCGCGGACACAACGUGGUCACUCUGCCUCGAUUUGAACCUCAAACCUUUGUGCGCACCAUGAAGAAGUACAAGCCCAAUACAGUGUGCGUUGCGCCGCCGCUGCUGUCAUUCUUGCUGCAAUCCCCAGAUCUGACCCGCGAGGACCUGAGCGAGCUGUGCAUCGCAGUUAACGGCGCCGCACCGGCCGCCACCUCAGUCGCCAAAGGGCUGACUGAAAAGAUCAACAACCCUUCCAACUUCAUUCUCAAAGAAGGAUUUGGGAUGACCGAGGUGUCAUGUUGCGCAGCUAUGACACCAACGACCCUGAAGAACGGCGUCAAGUACGGCUCGUGUGGCAUGAACGUGCCAUUGUCCGAGAUAAAAGUCGUGGACGACGCCGGCAACGCACUUCCGCUCGGACAGACAGGGGAACUGCUUUUCCGGGCGCCUAGCGUGAUGCUCGGCUAUUUAAACAACGAAAAAGCAACCAAGGAGACCCUGCUGGAUGGGGGUUGGCUGCGGACUGGCGAUAUGGCCUACAUCGACUCUGAUGGCUACAUUUUCAUUGUGGACAGGCUCAAGGAGCUGAUCAAAGUCAAGGGAUUUCAGGUUUCUCCAACGGAGCUGGAAGAGACACUUCGCCAAAUUCCAGAAGUGCUUGACGUUGCAGUUGUCGGCAUUCCUGAUGAAAAAUCCGGGGAGUUGCCAAAAGCGUUUGUCGUACGCAAAAGUGAGAAGCUAUCUAAAGAGUCAGUGGUGCAGUUUCUUGAGGGAAAGGUUGCGCCCUACAAGCAUCUCAAAGGAGGAGUUCAGUUCGUCAACGCCAUUCCUAGAAGUUCUGCCGGAAAAAUCCUACGGAAAGAUCUCAAGUCCUUGUGAAACGUUCUGCAACUUGUUUUUAAUUGACAGCAAUAAUAAUCAAGUGUGGCUGUGGCUGCUAAAAACUCCAGAAAUAAUUGUAUGUACUAUUUUAUUUCAAGUGUUGAUUUGUUGAUUGUUUUGAAGAUAAAGAAGUCAAAAUUAAAGGAAGUUAAAUUGUGGAUGAUCAAGACAGGGUGGGUUUUACCAUAAUGUCUUUUGUAAUAAAAAUUUCUAAUCGACCAAAAGGUAAUCAAAUGGUGCUA